Messenger RNA from Myotis davidii, 1194 nucleotides. RefSeq names its product beta-1,3-glucuronyltransferase 3 (gene B3GAT3). NCBI's taxonomy places the organism in Eukaryota, Metazoa, Chordata, Mammalia, Chiroptera, Vespertilionidae. The annotation marks the transcript as partial. Gene Ontology annotation, biological process: chondroitin sulfate proteoglycan biosynthetic process; carbohydrate metabolic process. The record is from RefSeq and is a predicted model, not a curated record. The transcript is spliced from 4 exons. Gene Ontology annotation, molecular function: galactosylgalactosylxylosylprotein 3-beta-glucuronosyltransferase activity. Gene Ontology annotation, cellular component: Golgi membrane.
ACGCGCUGUGCUUCGGUUCUCUGCUUCCUGGGACCAGGCCAGCCAUGUGACUGCCUCCCCCCGCUGCGGGCAGCAGCAGAGCAGCUUCGGCAGAAGGAUCUGAGGAUUUCCCAGCUGCAAGCUGACCUCCAUCGUCCAGCCCCGGCCCCCGCCCAGCCCCCUGAGCCUGAGGCCCUGCCUACUAUCUAUGUUGUUACCCCCACCUAUGCCAGGUUGGUGCAGAAGGCCGAGCUGGUGCGACUGUCCCAGACCCUGAGUCUGGUGCCCCGGCUGCAUUGGCUGCUGGUGGAGGACGCAGAGGGCCCCACCCCGUUGGUCUCCAGGCUGCUGGCUGCCUCCGGCCUCCUCUUCACACACUUGGCGGUCCUCACUCCCAAGGCCCAGAGGCUCCGGGAGGGUGAGCCAGGCUGGGUUCGGCCCCGCGGUGUGGAGCAGCGGAACAGGGCUCUGGACUGGCUCCGGAGCGGAGGGGGCGCUGUCGGGGGAGAGAAGGACCCUCCGCCCCCGGGCACCCGGGGAGUUGUGUACUUUGCUGAUGAUGACAACACCUACAGCCGGGAACUCUUUGAGGAGAUGCGCUGGACCCGUGGUGUCUCCGUGUGGCCUGUGGGGCUGGUGGGCGGCCUGCGGUUCGAGGGCCCGCGGGUACAGGACGGCCGGGUUGUGGGCUUCCACACGGCGUGGGAACCCAACCGGCCGUUCCCAGUGGAUAUGGCGGGAUUUGCAGUGGCCCUGCCCCUGCUGUUGGCUAAGCCCAACGCCCAGUUUGACGCAACCGCUCCCCGGGGCCACCUGGAGAGCAGUCUCCUGAGCCACCUGGUGGACCCCAAGGACCUGGAGCCGCGGGCUGCCAACUGCACCCGGGUAAGAGGAGGGAGGUGGGCACGCAGCUCGGGGGAGGACGGGGGAUGGGAGAAGUGGGGUGAGGCCCUGGGAGGAGGAUCCCGGGGCAGGUGUUUGAGCAGGAGGGACCCUCACCCUCGGAACUCAGCUGCAGCCUUGCUUACUCUCCUGAAGGGCAGCAGGAGCCAGAGGAGGACGAGGGGGUUGGAGAAUCCGGUCACACCGAGGGCCCCGGGGCCUGGCUCGGGCUGGGCCCGGCUGACGGAGUCCCCCCGGGACAGGUCCUUUCGCCAGGCACAGACCUGUGGGGCCGGGCCCCUGGCUGCCAGGGUGCGGCUCUCCACGUCCUGA